This is a messenger RNA of Pecten maximus, 12585 nucleotides long. RefSeq names its product dnaJ homolog subfamily C member 13-like. The record is from RefSeq and is a predicted model, not a curated record. Lineage: Eukaryota; Metazoa; Mollusca; Bivalvia; Pectinida; Pectinidae. Gene Ontology annotation, cellular component: endosome membrane. Gene Ontology annotation, biological process: regulation of early endosome to late endosome transport; receptor-mediated endocytosis; endosome organization. The coding region runs from base 136 to 6843 and encodes 2235 amino acids. The transcript is spliced from 57 exons.
GCAGCCACCUAGUUCGGCGAAACUUAUGAUGUUGUACGAAGAGAUUGAGCCGAAUUUUGGCAAUGAAUAUUGAUUGUUUGCAACUUUAAGACUAUCUUGAAUGAAGUUGUGUUAAUCUUAAGUAAAUCCCGCAAAAUGGGUUCCAUGAAGGAUAACAAGGAUUUAGCUUGCUAUUUCAUAACGAAGCACUCAUGGAAAGGGAAAUACAAAAGGAUUUUCUCUGUUGGAACACUUGGGAUCACAACAUACAACCCUCAGACUUUGGAGGUCACUAACCAGUGGUCGUAUGAGGAGUUCAUAAGUAUUGCUCCCAAUGUGAGGGCCCCGACCAACAAUGAGUUCAUUAUUACCAUGAAGAAGGGUAAGAAGACUGACUCAAUGAAAUUCUCCACAGAUCACCGGCCAGAUCUCCUCACUGAAGCAUUGAAAUUUCGGAACAAAUUUGCUGAAGUUAGCAAAACAAUAAAGAGAUUCAAUGCUUACAAAUGCCACUGGUCGGAAAGCCGUGUCCCUGUGAUUCUAGAGGUCAACCCAGGGUCACUGGAUCAGAUUGACCCAUCCAGCAACAAAACACUGUGUUCAUACUUGUACAAAGACAUGGAGGGACUUACCCAGGUGACCGAUUACCCUGGUGGAGUGGCAAUCAUCCAUGGCGGGUUCAGCCGAUUGCACCUCUUUGCUCUGGAGCAGAAAGAUGAACUAAUUAAGCAUGUGAUGGAAUCGGCUGCAGCUUAUGUUGGAAUAGCUGUAAAACAGCGUCGGGAACCGAUAACAUUCCAACAGUUCAUCCUCAACCGGAUGGGAAAACACAGUACUGAUGAAGCGCUGACAUCAUAUGCAGAAUUUGUGGUACAGAAGAUAUCACCACGUCACAAUGACAAUGUGCGGCGAACUCUGUGUUUAUCAGAGACAUGUAUGGUAGAGAGAGAUCCCGCUACAUACAAUGUGGUCACUUGUAAACCCCUCUGUGAUAUUUUUGCAAUAAUUCGUGAUAGUGAAAACCCACAAAAGUUUAGUAUAGAAUAUGUAAAAGGUGCAAUACGGACAUACCUCUCCACCGACAGAGAUGCGUUGAUAGCGUCAUUACUGGACGGUGUGAGAGCUUCCGGGAACCGUGACGUCUGUGUCAGAAUGACAUUCACACACCGAGGCUUUCGAUUAGGUCCCUUCACUGUUCCUGUGGAUGAAGAAGUGGAAAGCCAGCAUUUAAAAUUAAUGAUACAACCAGUCACAAUGACAUUUGAUGAAGCAGUGGCCAGAUUCAACAGUAAUAUCUCCUAUAGUGGACUACUUCAUGCCGUUACCCAGGAUGGCCUGUUUGCAGAGAAUAAGGAAAAGUUAAUUAAUGGUGCCCUAGGGAGCUUACUGGACCGAGAGGGAGACCAGAACUCUAUCCCUUCAGCUUGUUUAGAAGCUCAAUUUCAUGCUCUCAGACGAUUGGUGGCUUCAAAGGCUGGCUUCCAGGCCUUCACAAACUUACCAAAGAUGCGUGAGAGAGUUGGUUUAAAAGUGGUUAAAGCUUUAAAGCGGAGUGACGCAGGUGUAACACAUUCGGCUGUUGACAUGCUCUGUGCUCUCAUGCAGCCGAUGCACGACGACUAUGACCUACGACAAGAACAAAUGAAUAAGUACUCACUGCUGUCAUCGCAGAAAUUCCUCAAGACCCUGCUUGAAAUGUUCAACGAAAAUGUGGUGCACAACACUGCUGCAUUGGUGAUAUCGGCCAUGUUGGACUUCCUCACAUUCUCCCUCUGUGCACCGUACAGCGAGACGACUGAUGGCGGGCAUUUUGAUAUGUUACUAGAAAUGAUUGCCGCGAAUGGCCGAAUUGUCUUCAAGCUGUUUCAGCAUCCUUCCAUGGCUAUUGUGAAGGGAUCAGGACUUGUAAUGAAAGCUAUCAUUGAGGAGGGAGAUGCUGAAACGGCAGCCAAGAUGCAAGAGUUAGCUUUGUCAGAAGGGGCCCUCCCUAAACACCUCCACACUGCCAUGUUUACACAGAGUACAGACGGUCGAAUGUUAACCAACAGACAGCUGAGUCGACAUCUUGUGGGACUUUGGGUGACAGGACAUCCGACGGCUAUGGGACUUCUUCGGCGCAUUCUGCCCAGCGGUCUGUUACUAUUUUUAGACUCUGAAGAUGCAGUACCAACUUCAGAGGAGGACAGAAUCAACAUCAGGGACAAUGUCAAAAUGGCUCAGGAAAUUCAGAAGAAGAACAAGAAAAAUCCCCAGCUCCUGAUGGUGGAGAUGAAGAUCGAUGGCUUCCUACAGCAUUGGCGUUCACGGAUCGGGCUUGAGAAAACUAAACAGCAAAAUGACUUGAAGCCAGUCACCCUAAGAAAGCGGCGUCAGCGCAUCAAGAGUGAGGCGAAUUGGCCAUUGUUUUAUUAUGGCUUCAACAAAGACCACGCCAAACCCAACCUGAUCUGGAACUACAAGACAAGAGAAGAACUAAGGGAAGCCCUGGAGAAUGAGAUCCGAGCUUUUUCAGUCGAUAAGGAGCUUGGCUUGAACUGUAUCAUAGGAUGGAACCAUCAAGAGUUUGAAGUACCCUACCUCUGUCUGUCAGAUGAGAUCAAAAUAGGUGACUACUACCUACGACUGUUGUUGGAGGAGGGAGAAAACGAGUCCGAGGAAACUAAUGCAAUUAAAAGAUCGUAUGAGUUCUUUAACGAUCUCUACCACCGGUUCCUGCUGACGCCCAAAACAGCCAUGAAAUGCAUGUGUUUACAAGCUAUGACCAUCGUGUACAACAAGUGUCACGAGGAGAUCGGAGCGUUUAACGACACACGCUACAUCGUAGGCAUGUUAGAGCGGUGUACAGACAAAUUAGAGAGAGACCGUCUGAUUCUCUUCCUCAACAAACUAAUACUACACCCGAGGAAUGUUAAAGACAUUCUGGAUGCAAACGGCGUGAAAAUCAUGGUGGACCUGCUGACGUUAGCCCAUCUACACACGACACGCGCCACUGUCCCUCUACAAACAAAUGUGAUAGAAGCUUCGCCUGACAUGAAUCGAGAAAGUGAAAAAGAGUGGUACUAUGGAAACAAGGACAAAGAAAGACUGGGGCCCUACAGCUUCGAGGAGAUGAAAGAGCUCUAUGAAGAAGGUACUGUUCAUGCAAAAACAAGAUGCUGGGCACAAGGAAUGGAUGGGUGGCGCCCUCUACAAUCUGUUCCCCAACUCAAGUGGACACUAAUGGCCACUGGUCAAGCAGUGAUGAACGAGAGUGACCUGGCCUGUCUCAUACUCAAUAUGUUCAUCAAAAUGACUGAUUAUUAUCCUAGUCGAGACUCUGAAGGUGCAAUAGUACGACCACUGCCAAAAAUCAAACGUGUCCUGUCUGACGCUGUCUGCCUCCCACAUAUAGUCCAGUUGUUGUUGACCUUUGACCCAAUCCUGGUAGAGAAGGUUGCUGUGCUGCUGUACAGUAUCAUGCAGGACAACCCCAACAUAUCACGGCUAUACCUUACAGGUGUCUUCUUCUUCAUCCUCAUGUACACUGGCUCCAACGUCCUGCCCAUCGCACGAUUCCUCAAAUAUACCCACCUCACGCAGGCCUUCCGAUCCGACGAGUUUUCAAGUUCAGAAAUUAUGAUGCGGAGUGUAAUAGGACACAUACUGCCAGAAGCUAUGGUAUGCUACCUCGAAAAUUACUCCCCAGAAAAAUUUGCCCAAAUUUUCCUUGGAGAAUUUGACACACCAGAAGCAAUUUGGAACAGUGAAAUGAGGCGACUAAUGAUUGAGAAGAUUGCCUCUCACCUGGCCGACUUUUCACCUCGUCUCCAGAGCAACACACGCUCCCUGUAUCAGUACUGCCCAAUACCUCUAGUCACCUACCCACAGUUAGAGAAUGAACUCUUCUGUAAUAUCUACUAUCUCAAACAUCUAUGUGAUACAACGCGCUUCCCAGACUGGCCGAUCAAAGACCCGGUGAAACUCCUGAAGGACAUCCUGGAGGCGUGGAAGAAAGAAGUGGAGAAGAAGCCGCCCAGUAUGUCACUAGACGAGGCUUUUGCCGUCCUCAACCUCAAGAAAGGCGUGGGCGGACAUGAAGAAUCGAAAAUCAGAAAAGCAUACUUCAAACUAGCACAGAAAUACCAUCCCGACAAAAACCCAGAGGGACGGGAAAUGUUUGAGCAAGUGAACAAAGCGUACGAGUUCCUGUGCAGUAAGUCAAGAUUAAAGGAUGGUCCCGAUCCCCAGAACAUCGUUUUAAUUCUCCAGGCACAGUCCAUACUCUUUAGGAGGUAUAAGGAUGAUCUGGAACCGUACAAGUAUGCUGGAUAUCCAAUGCUGAUCAAAACCAUCCGAAUGGAGACUAACGAUGACUCUCUCUUCUCUAAGUCCGCCCCGCUACUCUCAGCAGCGACAGAGUUAGCUUAUCACACAGUAAAAUGUUCAGCACUGAAUGCUGAGGAACUACGGAGGGAACAUGGAAUACAGGUGCUACAGGAGGCGUUUGCCAGAUGUGUCAGUGUUCUCAGUCUGUCCAGUAAACCAGAGGAACUCUCUGUUCAGGUGUGUAUGCAUGUUGUUAAGUGCUACGCCGUGGCCUCACAGUUUGAAGGAUGUCGAGAGAAAAUCCAGGAGAUUCCAGCCAUCAUCAAAGAUAUAUGUAGAAUACUUUAUUUUAAGAACCUUCCACAACUCUGCUCUGUGAUAUCAGAGUGUGUCAGUGCCUUUGCCGUGGAUUUCUGGCUCCAGACGAACCUGUUUCAGUCUGGUAUACUGUGGCACCUCCUCCUAUUCCUGUUUAACUACGAUUACACGCUGGAGGAAGGAGGCGUGGAGAAGAGUGACCAAUCCAAUCAACAGGAGGUAUCUAACCAGCUGGCCCGACUGUGUAUACGAGCUUGUUCACGACUUGGGGGAUACUUGCCCGAGAGCACAAACCUCUCAACGCCAGAAAAUGUUCCAGUGAAAAAGUCUCUAGCAGCUUUGCUCACACCCUUUUUGGCACGGAAACUGGCCAGUGAGAACUCGGCUGAGCUGUUGAAGAUUUUAAACAGUAAUACAGAGAGUCCAUAUCUGAUUUGGGACAAUGCAACGAGAGCUCAACUCUGCGAGUACUUGACCGACCAGCAGCAGAAUGUGGUCAGAACAGGAGAGAUUGAUCCAGACUACGGCUCUACCUUCGUGUUCGAAAUUCAUGCCAAAGAAUUGAUUGUGGGAGAAAUAUUUGUACGAAUCUACAAUGAGCAGCCAACUUUUCCCUUAGAUAAUCCCAAAGGUUUUACAAUCGACCUUUUAGACUUUUUAGGAUCACAAGCACAGUACUUACAUUCCCUUAUGAUGCUACAGCAGCAGAGUCAAAACUCUAGUCAGAACAAACAGAACGAUCGACUCCUUCAUGUGGAGAUGGCCCUGGAAGGUCUCCGAAAUGUCAUAAAAAAUAAUCCAGGUGUAGAAAUCCAGUGUAUAGGGCAUUUUAAACUCCUCUUCUGUCUCCUGAGACUUGAUGAUUGUGCCAAACUUCAGCAGUUUGCCCUUGAGGUGGUUAGUUGUGUAACAACCAACCAGGAAUGUGUCAAUGAUAUCGCUGCCUCCGAAGUACUGUCCUAUCUCCUACUGGCUAUCCAGAGUCUUCCCACAUGUCGUCUGCUGACCUUGGAAAGUCUCUUCUCUCUAAUGUCCAGUACAAAGAUUGUAAAGGAGGCUUUAAGCAAGGGUGUGCCUGUGUACCUGUUGGAUUUAUUCUGUAAUGCCACUAAUCCAAAUGUCCGAGAGAAGACUGCAGAGUUGAUCGCCAAAAUGCUGUCCGACAAACUAGUGGGACCAAAACUUAGGAUAACACUGGCCAAGUUCCUUCCUCCAAUCUUUAUGGACGCCAUGCGAGACUCACCGGAGGCUAGUGUUCAUAUGUUUGAGGGUACACAUGAAAAUCCAGAAUUGAUUUGGAAUGAUGAUUCAAGAGAGAAGGUGUCGGACGUGGUCAGGAAACUCAAAGACAGCCAUUUCAAGGCCCAGCGUGACAACCCCGACACCAGAUGGAGUUUGAGAGAGGACUUUGCUGUCGUGUACACUGAUGUGGAAGGGGAGUUAACUAUUGGAGGUGUGUUCCUUCGGAUCUUCAUUUCCAAUCCUGGCUGGGUUCUCCGGAAACCUAAAGAGUUCCUCACAGAGCUCAUGGAGAAAUGGGCUCAACUCGUGGGCAUGCAAGCACCUGAUGGUGAGGUGUUAGAGACGGUUACGACAGGUGUGGUAUGCCUGUUCUCCUCUCAGUCAUCACUCCUGGACCAGGUGCCACAGUUAGGCUACAUCCCGAAGGUUUUCCAGGCCAUGUCGAAACGUAACGAUGCCAUCCCAAAGUCAGCCAUACAGGUGGCGCACCAACUCGCCAACAACGAGAUUUGCAUACGAAGCAUGGCUCAGACAGAAUGCAUUGGCCCUAUCAAGGUAGCUAUGAAGGCUCGUCGUGACCAGAUCGCUUUGGCUGCGGAGACGCUUGCUAAGUUGUUUGAUAAAGGGGAGGAAGAACUCGUUUCACAGGCGGUGAAGGCCGAUAUUGUCCCGUUCCUGCUGAAGUUACUAGACGCUGGUCUGGAACUGCUAGAUAACCCAUCAUCAACUAAAGCCCAAAUUGUCAAGGCACUUAAGGCCAUGCAGCGUAGCCUUCUCUACGGGGAACAGAUUACGGGGAUUUUGGACAAGUCACCAAUCUGGAAAGAAUAUCGCGACCAGAAACAUGAUCUGUUUAUAUCAGAUACCCCCAUAGCUGGCUACUUAACAGAUAAAGCCUCAGGUCCAGCUGGCCCGAAUGUUGCGGGAUACCUGACCGCGGGGACGAGAACCACCAUGCCAGAUGCUCCACCCCCUCUAGAAGUACCGGAUGACCACUAAUUUUCCAUAUCUAACAGACAUUUUCAUUGGCUACACAAGAUCAUGUGAUACAGCUUUCCAGUGAUUCUGCAAUAUUUUGUGAUAAGAAAGGGAUGUAUUUAAAAGGCAUUAUGUAUUUCAUGGACUGAAAAAUUCAUUUCAUAGUAUACUUAUAAGUUGACCUCAUACGUAUUCAUUGUUAAUUUACUUUUAGAUAUUAUAAAGAAUUUUCAUUUCUUUGUUAUAAUGUUAUACAUUAAGUGAACACAAACUCCUUUGUUGUCCUAAUUGAUAAAAUACAUCAUGAACAUUCAUUGUUGGUAAUUACAUUGUCUCAAAUGUAAUGAAAAUUCAUUUAUGUAUUAAUUCAAAGAUUCUAUGGAUAUUCAUUAUUUCAAAGUUUGUUUCAAAGUCAAGUUUCAAAUUUCUAUGAUGCGUAUAUCCUAAAGGCAAUAAUAUGUUAUUAACAAGAGACUUUGACGUAAUGGAGGACUUUGUCUUGUUAACCUGUUCAACCCUAACAGACUUAAGUGGACUCUGCCAUUCAUUUAUCAUGUAAAUUCCAUCUUGGUCAGUAGGGGUGAACAAGUUAACCAGAAUGUUUUUCUUUUUACUUUUCCCCAUCUUAUAUUUAUAUACCUAUUGAUAAACAGCUCAUAAUGCUGGAGAUAUAUUCCUGGUCAUCAGACAAAACAUGAUAUUAACAGGAAAGUUACAUUAAGUGAUAUGUGUUAUAUUAUUAUGUUAUGUGAUAUUUACAAACCAAAACACAAAGGACGUAGAUUGACAGGUAUUGUUAUGUAACAAAGGAUGUAGAUUUACAGGUAUUGUUAUGUAACAAAGGACGUAGAUUGACAGCUAUUGUUAUGUAACAAAGGACAUAGAUUGACAGCUAUUGUUAUGUAACAAUGGACGUAGAUUUACAGCUAUUGUUAUGUAACAAUGGACGUAGAUUUACAGGUAUUGUUAUGUAACAAAGGAUGUAGAUUGACAGGUAUUGUUAUGUAACGAAGGACGUAGAUUGACAGGUAUUGUUAUGUAACAAAGGAUGUAGAUUGACAGGUAUUGUUAUGUAACGAAGGACGUAGAUUGACAGGUAUUGUUAUGUAACAAAGGACGUAGAUUUACAGGUGUAUUGUUAUGUAACAAAGGACGUAGAUUGACAGGUAUUGUUAUGUAACAAAGGAUGUAGAUUUAUAGGUAUUGUUAUGUAACAAUGGACGUAGAUUGACAGGUAUUGUUAUGUAACAAAGGACGUAGAUUGACAGGUAUUGUUAUGUAACGAAGGAUGUAGAUUGACAGGUAUUGUUAUGUAACAAAGGAUGUAGAUUGACAGGUAUUGUAAUGUAACAAAGGAUGUAGAUUUACAGCUAUUGUUAUGUAGAAGAGUGGACAAUUUAAACUACUCAGAUAUUGGCUUAAACUUGGAUACUAUAUAUACUCACAAAUAAACUUAAUGGGCAAUGUUUCAAUAUUGCCAAUUUGACCAAAGUUGAUAAUAUGAGCGUGUUAAUGAUGUCUUUGUUGAGCAUGGUUGAUCAUGUUAAAUGUUGUGGAUGCAAAUUUGGGUAAAUGUAGUUUUAGUUCUUUUAAAUAUUUUACAAAAUAUUUCAAAUUUUCCUGUUUAAAUUGUUAAAAGAUAUACUUAAUAGCAUUAUUCUAUCAUUGCAAUCAGCACUUUCACAAGGCAGGAUGUUGUUUCCUUUGUCAGGUGUACGUAGGAAAGGCUACUCAGAAAUCAGUUUAUCCUCGAUUGUUACCAUUAUGAGUAUUUGGUAUUUCCAGUCAUCAGCUUUGUGUUCAAAGUCCCUUUAAUUAAUAUCUCAGUUUCCGUGUAUGCUGCGGUAUGGCUUAGGUGGACUGGGGUUGUACUGUUUUACCCGAUUCUGACUGUCCCUCCGCCGGUUACCAUAACAUAGGUUUGUUUAUUGAAGUCGUUUGUGGUGGUCGAAAUAAAACAGAAAACAGGGACAUUCAUGUUGCACUUUAAGACAUUUCCAGUUUUUGGUUUUGUAUAUUAGUUGUACAUGGUAAUUUAAAUGACAAAUUACUAAAUACUCAAGUCAUUAACUGUUUCUUAAUGAGCUGUCGAUGACAUGUUGUAAUCGUUCUGCAAUAUUUAUUUUAGCAUCCUCAUUCUAUAAGUAUUUAUUAAUAUGAGACUUCUUUCAUGAUAGUUGUUUUGAUUACCAAUUAUUUCUUCCACUGAAAUCAACAAAACCCAAUUAACCAAUCUAUUUCAGUACUCCCCUGUCAGGACUUAAGGUGAAUGAAGCUGAAUGAGAAGGAGGGGGCAUUUUACAGUGGACUGAAUGAAUAGAUUAAUCAUUUGAGAUGAAAACAUUGUACAAGAUUGGUCAAAAUAUUUGUGAUCAUAUGACAACAAUGUACACAAUGACGACCAGGGAUAUGAUUGUCACGAGUUGAUGAUGGUGACAGACACAUACAGUUCAUAAAAUUGAUGUCAGAACUAUAUAACACAAGUGUUAAGGUGUCACUUGUGUCACUUUCCAUAUAGGUAACACUAAUCUGAGUCAGAUUUCAGAAAACUUCAAAGGCAAAUAAAAAAAAAAAUAUUUCAAUGUUUUUAAGAAUGUGUAUUACCCCACUUUCAGAGUUAAAUUUCCUUCUUAAUCUGUAAUGAUAUUUAUAUGAUUAAAUUCUACUGGCUCAACUACACAUUGCCAUAAUACUUAAUUUGCUACUUUACAAUCAUGAAGUAUAACCACAAGUUUUGGACUACACUAGGGAUAUUCACAAAAAGUAAGCAUAUCUUUUCUUCUUUUUUAUCAAUUUUUCCUGAUAUCUUUUAUUUAAUUUUGAUUGAAUUAAUAUAUGAGAGAGUUAUCGUCAGACACUACAGACCUAGCUGUUACCAUUGUAUCGGUCUGUUAAAUGGCGGUGUUUAGUUACAGUUAACUGAUUUUGAGCCUUCAUGGUGUGGAAAUAUGAAAUACAGAAACAAAAUGCUCAUCAUUUGAACAAUCAUGUAAAAAAAGUCCCUGUUUUCUAAGGAAGUAUUUUAUAUUAUCUGUAUAAAUCAUCUGGCACCAUUUUCAUUAUGCUUCCUAAGGGAAAUUCUUAGUUAAGGGAUUACCUUAAGUUAAAGAAUGUAGUUGAAAUUUGGUCCUUUUAUGAUUUUAGUAAAUGUCUCCUUUUGUGUAUAGAUUAAGAUUUCAUGAUUUUAUGUUUUCAUUGUUAAAAGUUUAAAAGAAAUUUUUCUGACUUUUCCUUCAUCAUUUGAUAUUCAAAUUCAGUUUCAGUUUCAAAUGGAACAUAUUUUAAAAGUUAAUCUAAUGUUGUAUUACAAAAUUGACAUAUCAAAAUGUGAUGGAAUAAUUAUAAAUUAUACCAAUACUACAGUGAUUAACUAUGAAAAUGUGAAAUUGUGAUUCUUUAGAAUAUUAAAAUUAUUAAUGUUGUUUCAUCAGGUAUUAAACAUUAUAUUGUGCAAUACUGACCAGCUCUGAUAACUUCUCCCUUUUUUCAAUUCUCGAAUUGAUACAGUGUGUAUAAUAACCGAAGAAAAUUAGACACAUUAAUAAAUAAUGCAUGUGACAUACAUAUUUAUCUGACAAUAUGUGUCUGACAAUAUUUGCCCUUUCAUCUCAAUUUCUGUUAAAUGUAAAAUCCUUUUUCAUUGUCCUGCAAUAAGCCUAGCACAAAUAAAAUUGUAUGUGUUCCCCGGGGCUUAUAACAGGAUGAUAUGAUAUUAAGAACUCCUAAUUAGUGCUAGAAAUGUAUGUUUCCUUAGAAGAUUUCAAUGAAGUUUGAUGAGCUCAGGAAGUAUUUUUUUAAACAAGGUUAUUAGCUCUGGGAUUAUUUUUGGAACCAACUUCAAAACCAAUGUUCAACGUUUAAACCAGUUGUCUGUCCUUUAUAAAUGUAUGACGCAUUUUCUGCUAAAUGUCUGGAGCAUUUUUUUCAGGAAAAUUUUCAGAUAAAAUAUAAAACAGUAUAAUCAUGUCUCAGACGGAGUUAUCUACCUUCAUCACUGAACACCUGUACCUGUGGUUAUGUUUACAUUAGAAUGUCUGUUUGUGAGAUUGUUAUUACGUGUAACUUGUUAGCUAUGUUAAGGAGUAAAGUUAUGUCCCUUUGUAGGACAAUAUGGAAGUGCUCUGUUUGCCAGGUUUGUUAUCUUGUUAAGUGGCAAUGUGGUUUUUUUCUUGCUUUCCCCCCAAAUGUUUUUAAUAUAUGUUCAAGUGCUAUUUUCAUUCACGGAAGUAUAUUCACAUGUUACCAUGAUAUAAAAUGUGUCUCAAGGUAUCACAUUUCUCAUUAAUAUGUUAAACAUCUCAUUAACAUAUUGUGCAUGUCAUUAACAUAUUGUGCAUCUCAUUUACAUAUCAUGCAUCUCAUUAUCAUAUCACAUGUCAUUUGCAUAAAAUUGAUCCAUUUUAAUGCGUAUGCUGCAGAUCAAGAAUCACUGUUGCCAUUUAAUUUGCUUUGCUAUAAUAUGUAUUACAUAAACACUGCACAUUGUUAUGAAUGAUUUGUGAGAGAUAUGUGUGUCUUGGAAUUUUUGAUAGGUAUUAAAGUUGAAAACAGCUACAUUUUGAAAUUGAAUUAUUGUCAUAGAGAAAUUGUGUAUGCUGUGUAUAUAAGGCAAUGUAUAAAAUUGAAAUUUUCUAAUUGUAACUGUAAAUAUGCAAGUAUCUUAAUAUAUAAAUAUUGAAUGAAGUUAUGUUGUUCUUGUGGAACUCUUUUGUAAUUGAGAUUACACAUCUGUAAGGUAGCAUACAACCUUAAACCAAUUCAGUUUAGUUAAGUCUUUACUAUAAACACACAUUAGAUUUGUAAUUUGUUAAAUCGUAUACCAACAGUUUUAUACCAGCAGUUGAUUUUAAAUGAAACGAUUGUAGUAGAAAUCAAGUCCAAUAGCUUUGUCUUCCGUGUAUGCUAUGGCUGUUUUCCAUGCGUAGACUUCGUUGAUUAUAAUCUUAUUUAGUUUAAUAAGUGUUCUUCUUGUUAAUUUCUUACUAUGAAAUAAAUUUUGUUAAUUUCUCACAAUGAAAUGAUAAAAUAUGCUUAUCUUUGAUGAGCAUAACAUGUAUACAUUUAUUUGGUAUUUUUUUCAAUUAUUUUUAUUCCUGGAAUGGUUUGUUGCUUUUGCAGUAAACUGUCUGAAUGGAUGGGUGAAACAAUAUUUAUAUGGCAGUGGUAUGAUAUGGUAAAAUUGUGUUAAAUUCAAGAUUAUUGAACACUGAAACCUGCCUGGUCUGUCACAAGUAAUCCGACAUGUCGUUUAUGAAGAGAACUGCCCAAUAAAACCUCUGUAUUUUAUGUUGACAUAUAUAUUGUUUUGUACAGGUGUCAGAUUAGUCAGGUUUUACAGUGUUAAAUGUAUGAAUUAUUGAGGUAGAUGGAUCAAAUGCUGUUUUUACGAGUCAUGUUCUGAUGGUUUUACCUGUUAAGCUGCGCUACAUACGUUCUUCCAUUUGCUUGAUAUCAGUAGAGAGGAACAAUGUUGUACUAUUAAAUCUGUGUCAGUGAUGUGUUUGUCAAACAGUGUAGUAUGGUUAAAUCUGUGUCAGUGAUGUGUUUGUCAAACAAUGUGGUACAGUUAAAUCUGUAUCAGUGAUAUGUUUGUCAAACAAUGUGGUACAGUUAAAUCUGUAUCAGUGAUAUGUUUGUCAAACUAUGUGGUACAGUGAAAUCUGUAUUAGUGAUAUGUUUGUCACACUUCUAUUCUAUUGUAUAUAUGUACAGAGAGGUUACGAUCAAAAGCUUACAAUGUCAAAAUAAAUCAUGACAAAAGAG